UUGUCAAAGUUAACUCGGUAAGAAUGGGUUGGUUUUCGGUUUCUAGUUUUCUUGCUUUUUUGGAGUUAGCAGUAUCUUUCGCUGCUUUAAUCACCAAAAAGCUCACAGAUAGCCAAGGCGAGCAAGUUUACAAAAGAAACCAAAAAUUAUCAAGUGAAUGGAGCUUACUUAAUAACUUAAAUUGGUCCCAGGCUGGAAACGAUUUUAGCAUGCUCACUUAUGGUGGAUAUACGUUAAUAGCCGGGGCUUUUUUGCUUUCAAGAUUGAAUGGCAAUAAAUAUGGGACGUGUGAGAAAAUACUAUUAAUUUGUGGAUUAAUAUUUUUCUUUACUGAAGCGGGUUUAGUAUUUGGAACAUUGGAGUACAUACCAAUAGAUAUUCAAGCAAACGCUCUAAUUCUCGGAACCCUAUCGGCUGCAGGAGCGAUUUUAUUCUUCAUUGAUAUUUGUUAUACAACUUCUUUAACACAAAGUGUAUCAAAGGUAGUGCAAACUGAAAUUCAGUAUUCGUUCUUGAAAGACGAACCAAGUGUUCUACACAAGUCAUCCAUUCAUUCAUUGCCACUGGUUCCUGCAAGCGUUCAAAUAUAUCCCACUGAUGACCGGGUAUACUUACAACCACAAUCAGAGAAAACUAAAGGAUGUUGGGGGAAAAAAAAUUCUAUGCGAAAGUAUUUAAAAACACGUGUACUUCAAACUGAUGUCUAAUUUAAAACGAAAUAUAAAUAGUUGCUUUCCUCUACAUAUAAGAUAAAAAACACA
This is a messenger RNA of Anastrepha obliqua, 761 nucleotides long. RefSeq lists its product as uncharacterized. NCBI's taxonomy places the organism in Eukaryota, Metazoa, Arthropoda, Insecta, Diptera, Tephritidae. The record is from RefSeq and is a predicted model, not a curated record. The transcript has 4 exons. Bases 24 to 707 code for a protein of 227 amino acids.